GAGCGGUAUCGCGCAGGCCACGUACUACGGCGCCGCCGGCAUCACCGAGGAGCUGCUGCGCGGCCAGCUCUACCCCGAAGCGGCGCCCGAGGAGUUCCGCGUGCUGCUGGCCAAGCUCACGGCCGCGCUCAAGCAUGAAGAGGAGCAGGGUGUGUAGCUGCUCGAUGGGUACUGCUUGGGAGAAGGUUUCUGAGGCACACUGGUGCCCACAGUGAAAUGUCUGCAUGGACAGUGCACUUCAAGGAACUCGACUUACUGCGUUUGAUUCAUGCAAGCCAAUAAUAUCAAUAGCCUCAGCAGAUAUGGAUUUGAACCAGCUGGAAGCCUUUCUUACUGCCCAAACCAAAAAACAAGGCGGUAUCACAGCAGAUCAAGCAGCAGUCAUUGCAAAAUUUUGGAAAAGCCACAGAACAAAGAUUCGAGAGAGCCUGAUAAAUCAAAGCCGGUGGGACAACACCUUGAGAAAUGUGAAUUGGAGAGUAGAUUUGAAGUCACAGUCAAGGCACAUUGAUCAAAUAAACACCCCUGUUGCAAUAGUUGAAAUGGAGCUGGGGAAAAAUGGGAAGGAAUCUGAUUUUCUGUGUCUGGAAUUUGAUGAAGCCAGAGUGAAUCAAAUGUUGAAGAAACUGUCUGAGAUCGAAGAGAGCAUAAGCACGCUGACUCAGACCACUUGACCAGCACGAUAAACAGGUUUCAGCUCAGAACAUCAAUGACCUUAGUACUUUUUUCUUUUUCUAUUUGUUAUUCAUUACAUUGGUGCCAUAAUCUUCCACUUGCAUUUAAUCAUAACAUUUUUAAAAAGCCCAGUCUCCUUUCUGCCACUGUGGAACACUUUCUCAUAGGACUGUUCCCUUUGAUGGGCUAUUUGCCUAAGUGCUUGACAGCUGAGUAAGGCUUUGCAUAAUCAAGACUGGUAUAUCAGAGGAGUUUGGCUUUUCUCUUCCUGUCUCUCAAUGAUUUGUUGCGUCUUCCGGCUCUUAUGAAUAUUGAGCCAACUACUGGGCCAAAGUUAAUACCAAAGAUAAAUUGAACAGCCUGUAGAAGAAGACAGAGACAGGUUAAAGGUAGCCGAGGAUUUUCCUUACAAAGUCAAAGCUGUCUAGGAUCACUUUUCCCCAUUCUGGUUAGUACCCAAGAUGGAAAACUGACCCCUCAGCCCAAGUCGGGGAUACAGUCUGUUAUGCACUGUUUCAAAAAACUAACAAAACCUCAAGCAAGUGGAUCCACGUGAGAUUAAGAGGGGAAACUGCCCCAGGUAGAGAAAAAGUGGGAAAGAGGGAUUCUGAUUAAUGCUCCAGCUCCCAUUAUACUUUGACUUCCAUAUGCGAAUCUAACUAUACCAUUCAGAACACUGUCGAAAAGAGUUGCCAGAUUAUGUAACGGAAGCAAAUGUGUCAGCCAUUCCAGAGCAUGAGGAAGAACCCCUUGGUGAAUAUAUUAUAUGGCCCUGUUUUUCCUUUCUCAACUAGGUUAUAAUUAUUAGAGCAAAUAGAAACCCCAGACAGGAAAUAACAACUUCAGUUUGUUAACAGACCUUUUCCCAAUUUAACACGUUUAUCACUGCCUCGUGGUGUUUAACUCUUAUUUACUCACAAAGGAUCUCAUUUUACAAAAUGCCAAGCAAUCCUAACUCUUGUGGAUUCAUAUUAAGCAUAGAUUUGGCCCUCAGUCUUCAUUGCAGUGAAUGCCACUGAAUAAAGAAAUGAAACCAUCAUGCAAUGAAGAUGUGCAGGAUAGAAACCUUUAUUUUUAUCUGUUAACCUAAGACUGUUGUCAGACAGAAGUAGAUCAGUCCAAAUACAACUUUCAUUUAUGUUUUUUAUUUGUCUGUAAAUUUAGGACCCAAAGGAGUCACAGGAAGUUUUGACACUGCCUUAUUUAAGCCUGUAUGUGUGUGUAAGUGCCGUUUAUUUUGGAACUGCUGUGUUUGGCAUGGCCUGGUGUGGCCUUGAGGCUGUAUGCAGAUACAGAAUUUUUCCAACUGAUGUGUCUUAAACAGAGGUUUGUUUUUAGUGCACUCAAUUUAAAACAAAUUUUAAUUUUUCUCAACCCACUUCCUCCCUUUCCAUGGGCUGCCAACGGGAUGUUUCUUUUAUUCAGUAGUAGUCAUGCUACUGAGAAUUUUGAUAGUCUUCUGUGUCAGCUUUUCCUUACCAAAAAAUGUAAGACUCUCCCUUUUUUUUUUUGUGGCUAUUGCAUUAUACAUUCUCCAUAGAUAGAGGACAAACUGCAUUGCCCACAAAGAUUUGGCCAGGAGAAUUUUCCAUCUUUACUAGGUUGUGUUUGCUAUUAUACUGAAGAACAUCAGUGAGGUGACCAAAGAAAAAAAUAAGGAAGAUGUUUGAAAAGAUUAAGGUGGCAAAAUGAAAUGCAAGAAAAAUAAACCUCAGCUCAGGCAAACUGACCCACCAUGCUAUUGAAAUCUGUGUCUGUCUGUAUGAAGCCUCAGGGUGAAGUCAUAGAGUGCGAAGACCUAAAAUGUGUGCAUGGGAGAAGGGGGAACUAAUGUUUGUGUGCAUUGAUCAACAAACAGUUAUCUAAAACUUCUAUUUCAGUAGCACCUUGAGGUCCCAACUGUAGUGCCUAGGUUCUGCAAAAUAUACACCAUUGCAUACUUCCAGCUUCCCUAAGUCUUAUAAUCUAAAACAGCAAGUAUGAGAUACAAAGAGUUAAGGGGUUGAGAGACAGAUAUACUCAUUCUGUAUUCCUUUGCCUUCUAUGUCCGUGAUGACCCAGAAAGUGUGACAGUUUCUCAUCAGGGGCAAUAAUUGUGCAGCCAGCACCAUUCUUUCUGUUGACUGGAGCAAUUCUGAAGUGAAAGGUCAAGAUUCUGCAUUCCCAGUAGUGACCACUUUGCUUUUUCUAUUAUUGAUGGCUAAACGCAUCUACCCAUUAGGGUAGAGGUUGCAUUGAUUCUUUCAGUUUAUUGAGCCUCUUUGUAAACUGCCCCUAGAGCUAAAAUUAUACUACGUGUCUGUACUGAGAUAGUGAUGACAGCAUAAAAUACUGAUGUGUGAUAAUUAAAGAACAUUUCAUUGUC
Alligator sinensis (Chinese alligator) is the source of this 3040-nucleotide messenger RNA. RefSeq names its product copper metabolism domain containing 1 (gene COMMD1). Gene Ontology annotation, biological process: copper ion homeostasis; regulation of proteasomal ubiquitin-dependent protein catabolic process; negative regulation of protein localization to cell surface. The record is from RefSeq and is a predicted model, not a curated record. NCBI's taxonomy places the organism in Eukaryota, Metazoa, Chordata, Crocodylia, Alligatoridae. Gene Ontology annotation, cellular component: endosome. Bases 225 to 674 code for a protein of 149 amino acids. The transcript is spliced from 4 exons.